CCGAAACAGGUUCAAAACGCAUAUAUAUGUUUACAGGAGUACUGCACUUUACCGGGCGCACUUUUUCCCGGGUUCCCUAACCCUAAGGAUCGUAAACGGUGCCUAACCCUUUUUCCGAGCAUGGUAAAUCUUAUAUAAAUCAUAUCUAAAUUUAACGAGAUUGGAGCUCAGCGGUCACUUGUCCCAAUGAUAAUAAUGACACUUCGCGAGCAUCUGUUGUAAGGGAGGUCACUCUCGAUUACUUCUCCUGUUAGGCGAAUGGAAAGGAAUGUUGCAGACAAGGUUCUGUCUGAUGUUCACGUGUUCACACCACACGAAACACUCACUGACACCGACGAGAGUGUGAACAGAGUGACCAGAUUCUACUUCAGCCUCCCCCCAGAUGUCUGCAGAGAGUUGUCAGCAGACAUUGUCUCCGACACGUCAGAUCCCAAUGAUGAUGGAGAACUUUUAUUUGAUGAUGAUGGUGAUGUCUUGGUUACUAGGAAACCACUUACAGAAGACAAACAGGUCAUCACAAUCGAACACAUGAUGGAGACCAAACUUGAUGAUGUUGGACUACAAGUUUGGCAGGGUUGUCUCCUUCUGUGCGACUUUGUCCUUCACCUUCACAAAGAGUUCAAGGGCAACAAGGUCUUGGAUUUGGGGGCCGGUGUUGGUCUCACAAGCAUAGUGGCAGGACUGUUUGCAGAGUCUGUUCUAGUCACAGAUGUGGGAGAAACGAUCCUAAGUGCAUCAGAAUGCAACAUUGCCUUGAACAAACCACUACUGGGUGAAGACUGCACUUUCAGAGUUAAAGAACUUAACUGGUUGAAGUUCAGUGGACCCAAAGACAGUUGUUCUGAUGUUAGAGCCUGCAGAUUCAAGAUGACAGCAGAUGACCACGCAUUGCUGGACAGUGUCAGCCUCAUUCUGGCAGCUGAAGUAAUAUAUGAUCCAGACUUAACUGAUGCUUUCUUCUCUACGGUAACACAACUCAUGUCCAGACCACCAGCAAAGACUCUCUACAUGACUCUAGAGAAGAGACUGGUGUUCACGCUGGCUGACCUGGACGUAGUCAGUCCUGCUUACGAACAUUUCCGUGAGAUGAUACAAGAACUGUCGGGUUUGUGUGUUGAUGGAGUCACCUUCCACUGCUGCCAGAUCCAUUGUGACUUUCCCCAAUACUUCACGUAUGAUCGGCACAAACACCUGGAGCUGUGGCAAAUAACUUCCUGUAUGGCUGAAUGAAUCUUACAGCAGCAUGGGGCAUAUGUGGCCCAGUGGUUCAAGUCAUUCAGAGUUGCGUCACUGAAGAGAUCCAAGAAUUGCCCAUCAGAACCAUACUCAUAGGUUUCACACAUGUGAUAAGGGUCUGUUUGGGCCGUACUCACACACUUUAAAGUUUGACAUACCGUUCUACCCAACUGGCCAACUCAAAAUCAUCAAUGUGAGGCUGAAGACUCAUACUGCUCAAAUUCCAGACCAGGAUGUGAGAGAAAGGGUUCUGGCACUUACUGUCAGCAGGAUGUAGGUACCACCUUGCCCCAAUAAUGGCGAGAAAAGAUGGUCACUGACUGUAGCCGGGCUGCAGGGACAGGCUCAUCUUAGUGAUGCAGAGAAAAGGUUCUGGCAUUCACUGAUCAGGAGACAAUGUAGCCAGGGAUCCAUUCCACAAAGCAUUCAUAGCACUUUGCCAGUCAUAAGCCCAUGAACAAGUACAGAGAUGUGAUAGGUUGUGACAUUUCAAAUGCUUUGUGGAUCAGGACCCAGGAUGAUGGUAUCAGCCCAUCUCAAAAUGCAGAAAAAGGGUUCUCAAGUUCCUGAUCUGGGAACAUGUAACCAGGAUAAUAGUACCAGCCCAAAUCAUGGAUGUAGAGGAAUGGUCUGGCAUUAACUGAAGGGAUCAGGAGCACAUUUUUCUAUUUUUGUAGACUCAAAAUUGAACUGAACUGUAGCUGACACCACUUCUGACACCAUGUAGCGUUCUGUGUAUCUUGAGAUUUGAAUAAACACAGAGCUGUCAUGGGUACAGGUCGGACAUGUUGCUUUACUCAUUUAACCUGCUUUACAGUGCAAGGGAGAUAACUCUCGUAGAAGUGCAUAUCAGUACGUGAACUAGUAACUACUGCUAAAACAACUGGUGUGACAAGGUGGACAUUGCUUCUAUGGUCCAGUCAUAUUGACCAAUGGUCAGCGGUGGAGUUUGAUGCAUUGCCCAUGUUCAUUUGUGCACCAAUAUGUUUUUCUAUACAAACUUUACAAUGUGAGGACAGUUCACUGCCCUUGGCAGUUAUGUAUACUAAAAUUUUGGGAACAUCUUA
This is a messenger RNA of Haliotis rubra (blacklip abalone), 2303 nucleotides long. Its product is annotated as methyltransferase-like protein 22. The transcript has 10 exons. Gene Ontology annotation, molecular function: protein methyltransferase activity. Gene Ontology annotation, biological process: protein methylation. Gene Ontology annotation, cellular component: nucleus. The record is from RefSeq and is a predicted model, not a curated record. Bases 259 to 1230 code for a protein of 323 amino acids. Lineage: Eukaryota; Metazoa; Mollusca; Gastropoda; Lepetellida; Haliotidae.